This is a messenger RNA of Urocitellus parryii (Arctic ground squirrel), 2771 nucleotides long. RefSeq names its product regulator of G protein signaling 5 (gene Rgs5). The record is from RefSeq and is a predicted model, not a curated record. NCBI's taxonomy places the organism in Eukaryota, Metazoa, Chordata, Mammalia, Rodentia, Sciuridae.
CGAGGAGGUUUUCAGACUUUUCCUGUUGGCUGUUGAGAAGUCGUGUGCAGAGCAGAGGCCCCAGACCACCUGCCAGGAUGUGUAAGGGGCUCGCAGCGCUGCCCCAUUCCUGUCUGGAGAGGGCCAAGGAGAUCAAGAUCAAGUUGGGCACACUCCUGCAGAAGCCCGACUCGGCUGUUGACCUCAUCAUCCCAUACAAUGAGAAGGUGCAGAAGCCAGCCAAGCCCCAGAAGCCCUCGCGGGACGAGGCUCUGCAGUGGCGUGACUCGCUGGACAAGCUCCUGCAGAAUGACCAUGCCCUUGCCAGUUUCAAAAGUUUCCUGCGGUCUGAGUUCAGUGAAGAGAACCUUGAGUUCUGGCUGGCCUGUGAGGACUACAAGAAGAUCCAGUCACCUGUGGAGAUGGCGGAGAGGGCAAAGCAAAUCUACAAGGAAUUCAUCCAAACCGAGGCUCCUAAGGAGGUGAACAUCGACCACUUCACCAAGGACCUCACGGUGAAGAACCUGGUGGAGCCUUCCCUGAGCAGCUUUGACUCUGCCCAGAAGAAAGUCCAUGCCCUGAUGGAGAAGGAUUCACUGCCUCGCUUCCUGCGCUCCGAGUUCUAUCAGGAGCUGGUCAAGUAGUGGCCUGGUCCUGAGCCAUGCCCUCCACCAUAGCCGGCCCUUUGCACAUCCACCUACCCUCCAAGGCUUUGCUCACGGUGCGUAGCGAGGGCCAAGGGCUGCUCACCCUGGCCCACUGCUUUGGAGGGGCUCUGCCUCUGCUCCAUUCUUAAUCAAGCUCUGCCUGAUUUCUGUUAGCCCCAGUCAGAAUCAGAUGGUCCUGCCUCAGACAUAUGUGCAAGACAAGAACAGGGUGUCAUCAAGUGUGGCUGAGAUAGCAGAUGGCCACCGGCACCGGCUGAGGAGUGUGGAAGGGAAGCCGGUUUCCAGGGACCUUUUUUAGUUACCCCUUUUUCAUUCCUGAAUUUGGUCAGAAGAGGUGGUAAGAGUCUUAUUGAUGUUUAAUUCUAAAGUGAAUUUAAAAUUCUGCUCUUUCCCUUCAAGCAUCUUCAUAUUUGCUGGAUAGUGUUGAGAUACAACCACAAAUACUGUGUUUGUAUAAAACCAAUCCAAAUAUGAUUCAGGCUAAUUCUGUCCUUAUCCCUCCCUCACUUCCUCCCUAUAAUUCACCAAAUUAUAUUUUAAAUCAAUGACCUCAGAUCAACAAUGGGCUGUUUUAUAAAUGUAUUCAUGUUCAUGGGAUGUAGACCAAAAUUUUUAUUUCCAAAUUAUUUGAAAUCCUUGUGAGGGUACAAUUAAUUCCAAAAAUUCUCUGAUCUUAUAAAGCUUCUGCUGUUCCCUGGAGUGACUGCCUUCUAGGUGUCAGGAGGGCGUGCACUUCCAAGGGUAGACAUGGCCUGCAGUGGUUGCCAGGCAGGCAUAUCCCUGUCGGUGAAGGCUGACUGUCUGGCAGGCUCAUCAUCCUUGGAGGGCAGUGUGGUUGCCACUGCAGGCUUCCAAGGAGAGGCAGUUCCAAGGGACCCUGCAGUUUGCAAUUUGCAAAGCUACCAGCCCUUCAUGACCCCACCCUGUCCUGCCUCCUGCCUGAGUGGCGGCUACCUUGGAGGCUGAGGCUCACUCCCCACCUGCCUCCUGCACAGCUAAGGCAUAGGCCACGCUGUAUCGUGGACCUGAACUUCUGAUUAUACAUUGCAUUAUCAUAAACGUUGUUAGACUUUUCCUGAACUGUAGUAGGUCUCAUUAGAGAUGAUUCACAUAAUUUGGUAAUAAGCAAAAUCAAGCUGAACCAUGUAUAUGAGAUCAAGGAGGACACCGGGCUAGUUCACAGAGGGAGGUGAUGAGGGGAAUCCAGGGGAAGGUGACCCUGUCCAGUCCUACAUUCACUCCUGCCCAUGUGCAUGCUCCUUUCUCAUGGGUGCAGCUCCUGCUUGUAAUCCCCUAGGAAUGUCCGGAGAGCAGCAGCUGUGCUACUGUUCUUCGGGCCAAUCCAAGUGUGCUGGCCUUUGUGUUUUUGUGAUUUCAAGGGAUAAUGUGUUUGAAUUCUUGACUGGAAGUGGGUUGGAGUGACUGAGUUGGCACCACAUCUGCAGGGGGAUGGACUUGUGCAGCCCAGGUGAAAGUCCCUGUGUCAGUUGAGGGCAGUCAGGGACCAGGCUGUGUGUGUGAGUCCAGCUGUGCAUCUGUGUGGGUUCACAGGAGCUGAGACAGGAAUGCCAGGGCAUGCUGGCACCCUCUUCCCCAGCACCUGACUGCUCUGCUUUGAGUCAGGGAAAUGCCAACACCUGCCUUUCUCAUGCAGCUAGAAAUGUUGCAACCAAAAAAUCUAGGUGACUUGUGUUUUUCUUGAAUGCCAAACAUUUUUAAGAAAAAAAUAAUUAAAAAUUUAAAUGUCUUAUCCACAUUAUUUUAAAUACCAAGCAUUUGAAAACACCCAGAGAUUGAAGUGGACAUUACAGAUUCCACCCAGAGGUCUGCUGAUGGCAGAUUGCAGCUGGUGCUUCUCAAGCCAGUGCAGACCUGUGGCAGAUGUAGGGGAGGAGGAGGCAAAGCGCAGGAAGGGCCCCAGUGGUACCUUGCUGGGAUGUGGCCAGGCAUGCUCUGCUUACCUACAGGUAGCUGUACAUUCAGAGCUGAAUACACAGGUCGUAUCAGAAACUCUUCCAGCAUACAAGUAGUGCAAGGAACGUAAAUAUUCCAGCCUGAAAUGAGAAACCCAAUGUAUUAAAACUGCCCUAGAAAAAAUUCUGAAAGGUUUGGAAAGUAUUUUGA